AUGACAAAGCCUCUUGGUAACAAGCCCGGAGAACCGCCAUUUCAAUUGAAGAUUGAACCCGAUACGAAAUUAUUCUUCAAGUACAAGUUAAAUGAACCGUGCACUAUUGAAAUGAAGAUCACUAAUACCACCAAAGAUCGUCAAACAUUUAAAGUGAAAUGUACGGAUAAUGACAUCUUUAGAGUGCGUCCCCCUCUUUCUUUUGUAAAGGCUGAUGAAACAGCUAUUGUGAAGAUAAUUCUAACUGCAAAAACUCCUCCAGAGAAUAACCGGCAUUUCUUUGCUGUUUAUCAUAUGAAAUGCACCGAUGACACGGGCAAAACUGCCCGACAGGUGUGGACGCCAGACUCUAAAGCAGAGGGUGUUGCCCGUAUUAUAGCAGUUUUUGAAUCCGCCGAUGCUCCAGAGAAAAAGGAGGAGAAGAAGGGCUCUGGAGAAAAAGAAGAGAAAAAAGAAGAAAAGAAAGAAGAGAAGAAAGAAGAAAAGAAAGAAGAAAAGAAAGAAGAGAAGAAAGAAGAGAAGGAAGAAAAGAAAGAGGAAAAGAAAGAGGAAAAGAAGGAAGAGAAAAAAGAAUAA
Necator americanus (New World hookworm) is the source of this 576-nucleotide messenger RNA. RefSeq lists its product as uncharacterized. The record is from RefSeq and is a predicted model, not a curated record. Lineage: Eukaryota; Metazoa; Nematoda; Chromadorea; Rhabditida; Ancylostomatidae. Bases 1 to 576 code for a protein of 191 amino acids. The transcript has 6 exons.